Molecule: messenger RNA, 1134 nt
Organism: Pipistrellus nathusii (Nathusius's pipistrelle)
Lineage: Eukaryota; Metazoa; Chordata; Mammalia; Chiroptera; Vespertilionidae
Source: the annotation of a GenBank genome assembly
AUGUUGUCAUCUCACGUACGCCUGGUCCCUGCAAGAGUCCGGCUUGUCCAUUCCCUGGUCCGCAGUCCUUCCUGCUCCUUCAUGGAUCUGAAGGCUCUCCUUUCCUCCUUGAACGACUUUGCAUCCCUCUCCUUUGCUGAGAGCUGGGACAAUGUUGGAUUACUGGUGGAACCCAGCCCGCCACACACGGUGAACACACUCUUCCUGACCAACGAUCUGACCGAAGAAGUGAUGGAGGAGGCGCUGCAGAAGAAGGCUGACUGCAUUCUCUCCUACCACCCGCCCAUCUUCCGGCCCAUGAAGCGCAUCACAUGGAAAACCUGGAAGGAGCGCCUGGUGAUCCGGGCUCUGGAGAACCGAGUGGCCAUUUACUCUCCUCACACAGCCUACGACGCCGCACCCCAGGGGGUCAACAACUGGCUGGCGAAAGGGCUCGGCGUUUGCACCUCCAGACCUAUACAUCCUUCCAAAGCACCCAGCUGCCCAACAGAGGGAACACACAGAGUAGAAUUUAAUGUUAACCACACUCACGAUCUGGACAAAAUCAUGUCUACUGUGAAAGGAAUUUCGGAUGUUUCUGUCACUUCCUUCUCUGCUAGGACUGAUGAGGAGGAGCAGACGCGGGUCAGUCUGCACUGUGGUCAGCAGGCUUUGAUGCAGGUGGUGGCUUUCCUUUCCCAGCACAGACAGCUCUAUCAGAAGACUGAAAUCCUGUCACUGGAGAAGCCUCUGCUUCUGCACACUGGCAUGGGACGGUUAUGCACCCUGGAUGACUCCGUCUCCUUGGCAACCUUGAUUGAGCGAAUCAAAAGGCACCUAAAACUAUCUCAUGUUCGCCUUGCUCUUGGGGUGGGGAGGACCUUAGAGUCCCAAGUCAAAGUGGUGGCUCUGUGUGCUGGCUCUGGGAGCAGUGUUCUGCAGGGGGCCGAGGCCGACCUCUACCUCACAGGUGAGAUGUCCCAUCAUGAUGUUUUAGAUGCUGCUUCCCAAGGAAUAAAUGUCAUCCUCUGUGAACAUAGCAACACUGAGCGAGGCUUUCUUUCCGAUCUUCGAGAUGCGCUGAGUGUUCACUUGGAGAAUAAGAUUAAUAUUAUCCUGUCGGAAGCAGACAGGGACCCUCUUCAGGUGGUGUAA